Messenger RNA from Rhineura floridana, 4511 nucleotides. RefSeq lists its product as uncharacterized. The transcript has 26 exons. The record is from RefSeq and is a predicted model, not a curated record. Bases 40 to 4449 code for a protein of 1469 amino acids. Gene Ontology annotation, molecular function: protein-glutamine gamma-glutamyltransferase activity. NCBI's taxonomy places the organism in Eukaryota, Metazoa, Chordata, Lepidosauria, Squamata, Rhineuridae. Gene Ontology annotation, biological process: peptide cross-linking.
AGGCAUUCAAGAGAAGAGGCUCCUUGGAGGAGCAGGAUCAUGGCCGGAGAACUGCAGCUGGCGUUCAUCAGCUGGCAGAGUCCCAAGAACAACGUGCAGCACCACACGGCAGAGAUGGGCACUCGGCAGCUGGUUGUGAGGCGGGGACAGCCGUUCACCAUCACCCUCCACUUCUACUCCCGAGGCUACCAGCCUGGGCGGGACUCCUUGCACCUGAUUGCAGAGACCGGCCCUCAGCCGGAGGUGCAGGCCGGGACCCGAUCCAUCUUCCCGGUGGGACCGGGCCAGCCGGACUCGACGGGCGUCUGGCGGGCCGCCUCCGUCUCCAGCGGGCCCCAAGCCACGGACGUUGCCGUGUCGGCUCCCGCCGGGGCCCCCAUUGGCCGCUACCGGCUGAAGAUCCGCGUUGACUCCGCCGGCCGCUCCUCCUCCUUCUACUACCUGGGCGAGUUCAUCCUGCUCUUCAACGCGUGGUGCCCAGAUGAUGCCGUGUAUCUGGAGAACGAGCUGGCCAGGCAAGAGUACCUCUUGAACGAACAAGGCCUCAUCUACCAAGGAAACAGGAACUGGAUCCGCUCCAUUCCCUGGAACUUCGGACAGUUUGAGGAGGACAUUGUGGGGAUCUGCUUGAAACUGCUGGACAAGAGCUUGCACUUCUUGCAUGACCCAGCCAAGGAUUGCUCCUUGCGCAGCAGCCCUGUCUAUGUCAGCCGGGUGCUGAGUGCUAUGAUCAACAGCAAUGAUGACAACGGGGUCCUCCUGGGCAACUGGAGCGAGGACUACUCUGGCGGUGUCCGUCCGACCGAGUGGAGCGGCAGCAUCGCCAUCCUGACCCAGUGGGACCGCACUGGAGGCCAGCCGGUCAAGUACGGGCAGUGUUGGGUCUUUGCAGCUGUGAUGUGUACAGUGAUGCGAUGCCUCGGGAUCCCAACCCGUGUGGUGACUAACUUCGAUUCAGGACAUGAGAAGGACGGGAACCUGAUCAUUGACAUGUUCUAUGACAAGACAGGGCGGCUCCUGCCCACGGAGAGCAGUGACAGCAUCUGGAACUUCCACGUGUGGAAUGAGUGCUGGAUGGCACGGAGAGACCUUCCCCCAGGGAACGAUGGCUGGCAGGUCCUGGACGCAACACCGCAGGAGCGCAGCAACGGGCUGUACUGCUGUGGCCCAGCCCCCGUCACAGCCAUCCGGGAAGGAGACGUGCACCUCCGCCACGAUGCCCCUUUCGUGUUCUCGAUGGUAAAUGCCGACCGUGUGGCUUGGCUGCUUGACGGGACGAAGAAGGAAAAGCUGCAGUGGGACACGAGUGCUGUUGGGAACAACAUCAGCACCAAACGCGUCGGGAGUGACGAGCGGGAGGACAUCACCAGCACCUACAAGCCCCUGGAAGGGUCCCUGGAGGAGCGCCGGGUGUUCCUGAAGGCUCUUGGUCACAGGCAGCCACUCAGUGCCGUGCGGGUCAGGGCAGGAGUCCUUCCGGCAGGGUUUUCUACCCCUGCAGAUGGCAGCUCCCUGGAGCCCCCAGUGUUGGCCCAAACCUCCCUGAAGCUGAGGCUGGUGGAGAGUCCUGAAGUGGGCCAGGACAUCAACCUGACUCUCCUCGCAUGUAACCUGGAGCCGGCCUACAAGGAGCUCAAGCUGAGUCUCAGUGCCCAGCCAGUGCUGCAUAAUGGCAGUCCGUUGCCUCCUUUCUGGCAGGACACACUGUACCUCUCCCUCAGCCCCAAGGAAGAGAAGACCAUUCCCUGGCGGAUCUCCUAUGAGCAGUACGGCAAGCACCUGGGCGAAGGCAAGCAGUUCUGCGUCAUUGCCCUGGGGGAGGAGAACACCACCUGGCAGAAGAUCCUGGCAGAAAAGACCAUUACUGUGGCCAGCCCUACCCUUCUCAUCAAUGUGUUGGCCCCCGUGGUGGUGAACCAGCCCUUCCCGUUGCAAGUGGAAUUUGCCAACCCCCUCUCGGAGCCUGUGGGCAGCUGCGUCUUGACCAUGGAAGGCAGCGGGCUGGUAAAGGGCCAGCCCCAGAUAGAGUUGGGCCCCCUCGGUCCCUGGAAACAGGCCAGCGUCAGGUUUCAGCUGAUUCCAUACAAGAGCGGACUGAGGCAGCUGCAGGUCACCCUCAAGAGUGGCCAGUUCCCACCCAUCAAGGGGCAUACACAGCUGCAGACACCACCAGCACUAUGCAGCCAGCCCCGGUUCCCCUUGACAUCAGUUGCCCGGCGUCCGGCAGCCACUUUGGGAGGCAUCCGCGGCGGCGAGGUCAUUGCCAUGCCACGUCCAGGUCUCUCAGGCGCGGCAGCCCUGCAGGUGGCGAGGUGCGACUUGCAGCCGUCGAGGAACAAUCGGGCGCACCGCACGGCCGCUGUCAGCACCGAGCGCCUGGUGGUGCGGCGGGGGCAGCCCUACGCCAUCACUUCCCACUUCUCGGCCCGCUGCAAGGAGACCCGCGACGGUGGCUGCGCAAGACCUCGCUGCUCGCCCAGACCAGGCUGCGAGCCCUGCCGGGAACAAGAUGUAGAACCCGGAGCCGGGUCGGGGGAGAAGGAGGCUGGGGGAGGAAGAGCCCGCCGAGAGCUGCACCGUCGGCAGUUGCUGCGGGAGGGAGGGGGUGGACAGCAGCCAUCACAAGCAGAUGGGUCUGUGGCCCAGUUCCCCAUCUCCUGGCCGGACAACCCAAGUGGGUGGAAGGCUACGGUAGAAGCCCCAGAGGCCGUCUCUUGGAUGCUGACGGUGACCUCUCCAGCCAACGCUGCCAUCGGCCACUACACCCUGCUGCUGCGUGUACCAGGCAAGGGCCAAAGGGCUCAGCACCCCCUGGGCACCUUCACGCUGCUCUUCAACCCCUGGUGCCAAGGCGACAGCGUCUUCCUCCCCAACGAGGCCGAGCGCCAGGAAUACGUCUGCAAUGAGGACGGGACCAUCUACUGGGGGCUGGAGGGGGGACUACGGCCAGUAACUGUGCCCAUCGUGGCUCAGACAGCCUGCAGGCCUGUUCCUUCCCUGGCCAGAGCUCUCCUGUGGCAGACGCAUUGGGGCAGGCAGGCAGGUGGGCAAGGCUUCCUGUUCCAGCCUGGAGGUCUCCUGCACUCUUUUCAGUUUGAAGAGGAUAUUGUCAACCUCAGCCUGGCCCUGCCUGACAUCAGCCUGCUCUUGCUGCAGGAUGCAGCCCGUGCCCAGCGCAGCAACCCUGUCCACGUCGGCCGCCUGGUCAGUGCUAUGAUGAACAGCAACGUGCACCGAGCGAUCCUGGAGGGAUGCUGGAUGGGGGACUACAGCGAUGGAACACCCCCUUCCAAGUGGCCAGGCAGUGCCCCCAUCCUACGUCAGUGGCUGGCAGUGCGGUGCCUUCCUGUCCACUAUGGGCAAUGCUGGGUCUUUGCUGCAGUCCUAUGCACAGGGCUGAGAAGCCUGGGGAUCCCCACGCGGGUCGUCACCAGCUUUACCUCAGCCCAGGACACGGGUGGCCGCCUGCAAGUGGACGAGUACUUUGAUGGAAGCGGAGUGCUGAUCCGUGGGAGCUCAAUGACCACCAUCUGGCCUUUCCAUGCCUGGAAUGAAUGCUGGCUCGCACGUGUGGAUCUGCCCCCAGGCUAUGACCGAUGGCAAGCCUUGGAUGCCACACCUCAAGAAGAGGGCAGCGGGUCAUCCUGCUGUGGGCCAGCGCCAGUCAGGGCCAUCAAGGAGGGCCGCCUGGAUCUGGCCUACGAUGUCGCCACCUUCUAUGUAGCCACCAAUGCCACCUGCACCGCCUGGAUACUGCAGGAAAAUGGAGACUUGGAACAAGCCUUUUCUAGCAUCAAGUACGUUGGCAACAAUAUCAGCACAAAGGGCGUGGGCAGCGAGCGCUUCGAGGACCUCACUCAGAACUACAAGUAUCCCGACGGGUCUGCUGCGGAGACGGCUGUGCUCAAGAAGGCCGGCCAGACACUGGAGGAGCGCAGAGACCAGAGUCGCUGCGUCGAGGAUCGCCCACUGCUGCCACCGCUGGCCCUCACUCCCCUGGCCCAGGAAGAGGAGCUGCAGCACAAUGGCAGGGCCCUGGCCCAGUUCUGGAAGGAGUUUCAUCUCAUCCUCCAGGCGGGCAUGGUCCCAGGGCGGGUGGCCCAGUUCCAGCCCAUGGAGGUAGAGAUCCAUCUGCGCAACCCCCUGCCCCAGCCCCUCACUGGCCACGUCGUGGCUGUAUCUGGACGGGGACUCGUCUACAAGACAAAGAGCUACAGGCUGGGAGCCAUCGAAGCAGGCACCACUGCGGCCCUGAGCGUCCCAUUCACACCGACCCAGGCAGGGCCCCGCAGGCUCACGGUGCACCUCGAGAGAGGCCUGCUCCAGCCUCUCAAGGCCUGCAGGACUAUUCAGGUGGCAGCAGCUCAGGACUUAGGAGAGCAGCAAGCACCGGACGAGGCAGACUGGACGACGGCAGCAGCCCCCCUACCAUUAAAGGCCCCUGAAUGACACCCUUGACUGCUGCUCCUUCUUCUUAAGGGAAUGGGGGAGGGUGGAGCUGGGGUAAAUAA